GGGGCGGCCCCGCCCCUCCAGCCGAGACGCGGGCUCCGGUGGCGCCAUCUUCCCCGGCUACGGGAGGGGUCACAGGUCAGUGCCACAACCUCGCCGCGAGCGAGGAGGACGAAGUGGGUGAUCAGACCCGGCCGUGGCCUUCACGUCCCAAGGGGUGCUUUUUCCACGGGCCAGCCCAGGGUUCUCCUAGAGGACAAUGGAUUCAGGAACUCGCCCAGUUGGUAGCUGUAGCAGCCCUGCAGGGCUGUCGCGGGAAUACAAACUAGUGAUGCUGGGUGCUGGCGGUGUAGGGAAAAGUGCCAUGACCAUGCAGUUCAUCAGCCAUCGAUUCCCAGAAGAUCACGACCCCACCAUUGAAGAUGCUUAUAAAAUCCGGAUCCGUAUUGAUGAUGAGCCUGCCAAUCUGGACAUUUUGGAUACAGCUGGACAGGCAGAGUUUACAGCCAUGCGGGAUCAGUAUAUGAGGGCAGGAGAAGGGUUUAUCAUCUGUUAUUCUAUCACCGAUCGUCGAAGUUUCCAUGAAGUUCGGGAGUUUAAACAGCUUAUUUAUCGAGUUCGACGCACUGAUGAUACCCCUGUGGUUCUUGUGGGAAAUAAGUCUGACCUAAAGCAGCUAAGACAGGUCACCAAGGAAGAAGGAUUGGCUUUGGCCCGAGAAUUCAGCUGCCCCUUUUUUGAGACAUCUGCUGCAUACCGCUACUACAUUGAUGAUGUAUUCCACGCCCUUGUGCGGGAGAUACGAAGGAAAGAAAAGGAGGCGGUACUGGCCAUGGAGAAAAAGUCUAAGCCCAAAAACAGUGUCUGGAAGAGGCUAAAAUCACCAUUCCGGAAGAAGAAAGAUUCAGUAACUUGAAGGGAAGGUGUGAUGUGUCCAUCUGAACUGCAGUGCUUAACCAGAGCAGUCCAGUGACCUGCAUAGUGAGCAUGGUGCUUGUUCUUUCUCCUGUUAUGACCAUUAUUUUAAAAGUAACUGAUGAUGGGGACAUGCCCACUAGGAGUUUUCAAUGAUGUGGUAUUUAAAAUAUUGUCUCUUAGCUAAUUCUGAUGUUAUUAACCCAGUGGAGCACUGUCUACUUUUAAAUUGUCACAUUAGAACUUGAUCUCAACAUUUGGGGUUCUGUUGCUGGUAUUAAUUAAUGGAAAUUUUUUAUACCCAGGGGAAUAUGUAUACCGUGUAUGUUUGACUCAGCUCACAAGAGGAAUUUUUUGCCGUGCACUAUUCUGUGUUCUCUUUCAACUUCAAUUUCCUGGGACUGUCCCAGGGAAGGACCUCAAUCUUUUCUAUUCGUGCUGUGCUUCCUGGAGACAGAACAGAAAUCAUAUAGGGCAAUUAAUUCUAAAGACAUCAGUGCUAAAGUUUAGCAAAUAGCUAUGGAACUGACUCCUGUUGCAGAUUAUGGAGUGAUGAGAUUGGGGAAAUCAGGCUGUGUUUUUGCAGGAACUUGACUAGCAACAGGUAGGAUCAGAACAGUAUUCUCAGAAGGAGCCUGUCUUUCGUAAGAAGCACACAUCUGACCCAAAUGCACUAGGACGGAUGAGAACAGACAGAAGCAUAUAAAACGUAAUGAAGUUUUCUCCUGUGAGGUUAUUUUACUCUUCCUUUCAGGGUUUUGCCUUUCUUUACUUUCCAAGGUAAACUCUUUUGAGAACCAUUACUGGAUUACUAAACUCGUAUUUAAUCUAAAUCCUUGGUUGGGACAGCCAUUGCCUUAGACAGGUUUAUUUUUUCCCUAGAGAUGCACACACCAUACAUUGACAUUAAUUGCUUCCUAGUGCUUUCCCUUAGCUUCCCUGUGCUCUCUAGAAGAGCCUGGCCUGGCAAAAUGUUUUGUAGGCCCUUUGUCAUCAGACUGACUGCAUUUUCCACACAGAAGAGACAUCAAGAGUUAGUAAAACUGUGUACGUGCCUCCUUGACGUAGACAAUCACCAGACUCAGAGUUCUGAGAAAGCCUGCGGCAUUUCUGUUUAAUGAGCCAGUCUCGAAGCUUUAAAAUUCCCAUAUGUUGAGUUUCUCAUUGAAGAUAUUUACAAGAACCUUGCUAAGUUCACCUCAGGGUUGCCUGAGCCUUGACAAAGCUUAGCGUAAGAGCAUACCACUUUGGUAACUAUGCAUAGUUAAGAAACUUUCGUCCUGGGAAGAAUCAGCUUUAAAUAUUGGUGGUGAGUUCUUUCUUUUAGAAUCAGGGUUAUUUUGAGACCUGAACUUGUUACGUGUGGAGAUUAAGGGCAAAAGUGCUAAGAGUAAUACAGCAUAUGCUGAACAUUAAAUGUCACUGAAGCAGUGUUUGUGACCACUUUAAACUCUAAGAACAUGACUUUUUGUAGCACUUCUUAAAAAGUGCACAGCUCAACUUACUGUUUUCCAUUUUUAUUACAGACAGAAGGACAGGGUUGUUGUGUUUUCCUUCCAGUCAGUGGUAUAUGGUAUUCUGGGCUUAAAAGUGAUGGUUAUAACUUUUUUAGCUGAGUAGUGGUCCCUUUUGAAACUCUGGGAAAUGUUUUUUCUACCAAGUAAAUUAUGUUUUAUGGUACUCAACCCAUCCAAAAGUGAAAGAUGCAGAAUUUGAAUCUAUGUAGGACUAAAAUCUUACAGGAACCAUAGCACUUGGAGAAGCAUGAAGUUAGAAAAGAAAUACAGUGCAAUUCUACUUUAACAGUAUUUCACCACAUUUAAGCCAGCUUAGAGCCUAUUAGGUUUAAUGCCUUAGCUUCUCAUUACUAAUGACCUGAGGAAUUGUUAUUAGCAUCAAGCAAGAAGUUGACAGCUCUGUAAUAAUUCAGGAUAGUCAAGGCAGCAGAGAACAUUGCCAGAAAGAAAGAUCUGUAAGACAGGGGGGAAUUUGUAUUAUAUAUAAGAAAAAUAACAAAUUAAUGUCUUUAAGACUAUCACUGUCAUAUAUUUGAUCAUUGGAUUAAUUGGCCAAAAAUUAGUAUUGAGAAUUCUAUUCAUGGUGCUAAAUAGUUUGAGGGGUAUAAUAUGUGUAAGUCAUAGCUUUAUUUUUAGUGAUCAUAUAGUGUACAUAAUUUAUAAGCUCUAAAUAGUCAGCUUUAUCUAAUUUGAGGGCAUUAAAAUCAAUUACUGCCUGGAACUUUGAAGAGAGAAAAAUUCAGGGACAAGUUGAAAAGCACUGGAACUGUUCAUGUCCAUACCAGAUUGGUAAAUUACAAAAUUUAGAAGCUGGUGUCUAGGAUUAACUGUUAAGAAUUCAAAAGGGGAUACAUGUUUUAACUUUGUGACAUAUUAGCAAGAAUUGGCCUACUGUGAUGUUUGGGGAGGAGGGCAAGAGAAAAAUUUUUUCACUUAUGCACUUGUAUAUGAAGACAGUUUGUAUGACACAAUACAAAACUUUUAAACAAUUUA
Vicugna pacos (alpaca) is the source of this 3362-nucleotide messenger RNA. NCBI's taxonomy places the organism in Eukaryota, Metazoa, Chordata, Mammalia, Artiodactyla, Camelidae. The record is from RefSeq and is a predicted model, not a curated record.